AUGUUUCACUAGGCAAAUUCCAGACGGACAGUCUAGAGGACAGGUUUGGUUGCUAUCGUCGCCUCUCUGGGACCAAUUACCACAUCUCGGUCCAGCAGAUAUUCAGUCCGAGACAAAACUGAGGCUUCGGGACUCGCUGGUUUUCCCAGACAUGCAAGAAUUGUGCAAGCCAUCCGGUGUGACAUGUGAUGCAGACAAACUGAUGAAAGACUACAACAUCAAAAUAAGAGAAAAUGACUUAAAAGAAAAAGAACCCAGUUUGCCAGCUAUAACAUACAUAGCAGGCUUUUGUGCGCAUGCAGCGCUCAAGAAAACACCGUGUGCGGAAUGUGCGCUGAACCUCGUAACGGAGGAAAGGGAACUGCAACUGGACAGGAACAUUCUCAUCGAAAACCUCACGAGAGGUGGCCUCAAGUUUCUUCAGUCGGUUGUCGUCAACGCUGUUUUGCACACGCAGCUUGUGCUAGAAAAAUUCGCAUUAAAAGAAAAUGCCACACGCUUUUAUGCUGAAGGCAACCAAAGAGAGGCUCUUCUAAGUUUGUCAAGGCACCUGCUUUUGGACAACGAAGACCUAGACAUUUGCAACGAUGGGCACCACCCUGACACAGUGCUUAGCAACAUCCUGCGGGCAGCCACCAACGCAUUACUUAAGAACUUUGUGCAAAUGAAGACUGACCAGUUGAGGUCUAGAAAAGCUGCAGUGCAUCUGAAGAAAUUGCAAACUCUGAAGUGAUUCAGUGCACGCGCAGGGACAAAAAUAAAGACGUGCGUUACGAAAUGUAUGUUG
Molecule: messenger RNA, 787 nt
Organism: Ixodes scapularis (black-legged tick)
Lineage: Eukaryota; Metazoa; Arthropoda; Arachnida; Ixodida; Ixodidae
Exons: 1
Coding region: 152-733 (193 amino acids)
Source: RefSeq, a predicted model, not a curated record